AUGGAGACUCUGACAGAAGACGAGUUCUGCUUUCCACAACUUUCCAACACUUCCUGCAAGAAGCUCCAGCAGCACUACGCUGAGCACAUUUUCAUUUACUUCCUUCUGUCCUGUAUAUCGCUGCUGACUGCGACUCUCAACUUGCUGGUCAUCAUCUCCAUUUCACACUUCAGGCAGCUCCACACCCCCACCAACUUCUUCCUUCUGUCUCUGGCCGUCUCAGACUUCCUUGUUGGACUUCUUCUGAUGCCAACACGAAUCCUCCAAACAGGAGGCUGCUGGUAUUUAGGGAGCUCUAUGUGUGGACUUUUUAACUACUUUUCCUACAUCAUUACAUCUGCUUCAGUAGGAAACAUGGUGCUAAUAUCAGCUGAUAGAUACGUGGCUAUCUGUGACCCUCUGCAUUAUCCCAACAAAGUCACUCUGGGGAAAGUAAAAGUCUGUGUUUGUCUGUGUUGGGCCUGCUCUGUGUUCUACAACGGUCUGAUACUGAAAGAGUUUCUCAAGAAUCCAGACAAAUAUAAUUUCUGCUAUGGAGAGUGUGUACUUUUAUUUGACUAUAUAACUCAGGCUUUUGAUCUGAUAAUUACUUUUGUUAGCCCCAUCACAGUGAUCACGGUUCUGUACAUGAGAGUGUUUGUGGUGGCUGUGUCUCAGGCUCGAGCCAUGAGGUCUCAUGUUGCAGCUGUGACUGUGAGUCAGAAGGGUUCAGCUCCUGUAUCUACUAAGAAGUCUGAGAGAAAAGCAGCUACAGUUCUUGGUGUUGUUGUGAUUGUAUUUGUAACAAGUUUCUGUCCUUAUUUUUUGCCUGCUUUUGCAGGAAUGAAUUUAAUUACAAAUCAGGAGAUUUCCGUUUUUUUGGUCUGGUUGUUUUAUUGUAAUUCUUGUCUAAAUCCAAUAAUUUAUGCUGUUUUCUACCCCUGGUUUAGAAAAUCUAUUAAACACAUUGUAACACUUCAGAUUCUGCAGCCUGAUUCAUGUGAAACUGUAGUUAUGUGGUAA
Molecule: messenger RNA, 1002 nt
Organism: Nematolebias whitei (Rio pearlfish)
Lineage: Eukaryota; Metazoa; Chordata; Actinopteri; Cyprinodontiformes; Rivulidae
Product: trace amine-associated receptor 13c-like
Exons: 3
Coding region: 1-1002 (333 amino acids)
Biological process (GO): G protein-coupled receptor signaling pathway
Cellular component (GO): membrane
Molecular function (GO): trace-amine receptor activity
Source: RefSeq, a predicted model, not a curated record